Salvelinus namaycush (lake trout) is the source of this 2280-nucleotide messenger RNA. RefSeq names its product Ras association domain family member 11 (gene rassf11). Lineage: Eukaryota; Metazoa; Chordata; Actinopteri; Salmoniformes; Salmonidae. The transcript has 3 exons. Gene Ontology annotation, biological process: signal transduction. The record is from RefSeq and is a predicted model, not a curated record. Bases 426 to 1919 code for a protein of 497 amino acids.
ACAAACUAAGUAGCUAAGAGUUUAUGUCAGCUUGGAAAUUAAUUUAUACCCAAAUAAGAUUAUUUUUCUUGAUGCAACAAUGCCAUUUUGAAAAUAAAUAAUACAAUGUAUACAAAGUUGUCAAUUUAUCCAUUGUAUUCAAGUAUCGUAAGAGACAAACAAAAUGCCAUUUUAAGCAUAAUUAUAGCAAACCUACUGAUAAACUUUCCGAGUCUAAUCUGUGCAAUUUUCACACAGAUCAGCCCUCAAUCUUUUUUUGAGAGGAGUGGGAUAAUAAACUUCCCUGCAGUAGUAGAUACCCAAGGGACUUCAAAUUGGCCUUACUCACUCCACGGUGCUCCUCACAAGACCGUUUCCAUCCCUUUCAGAGCAUUGUGCCUUCAGCAAAGUGGACGGCUCCCAGCAUCGGAUCUAAGAGAAUAAGAAUGGAGGUUAAGGUAUCAGUGGAGGGAGUCCCACGUGUUGUCUGUGGAGUUACUGAGAAAACCACAUGCCAGGAAGUAGUCAUAGCUUUGGCUCAAUCCCUUGGUCGUCCUGGGCGCUACACACUUCAGGAGAAAUUCAAAGAGUUUAAGCGGAAUGUGACGCCUAAUGAACGGCUUCUGGAGUCUCUUGAGAAGUACGGCCAGCAGGCCAGAGAGAUCCAGCUCACCCUGCUGCACAAUGGGCCAUCCCUCUGGGAAGGGCCUAGCAGAGGGAAAGGCUGCAGAUACGAGGCUGGCCCUCAGCUUAGGAGAGCAGAUGCUGUGGGCAAAGUACAAAGGGUUAGCGGUGGGCUUAGUUUACACCGUCAAAGCCUACCUCCCUUAUCGUGCCUGCGGCAACAAGCCGAACAGCGACCGGAAGAACCAAAAAGGCCCAAAAGAAAGUCCCUGACCCUGAUGGAGGAGGCUUGGGGAUGGCUGGAGAGCAUAGGAAGGGGCGCAGUGAACCAAUCAGGCCGCGAAAAGGGUAGCAGGAUGGACACUGUUAAAAGGGAUGGUUGUUCCCUGAACGUUUCGGUCACUGUUGCCAAGGAUCCCUCCACUCCUGGGGUUUUACAGAGCAAAUUUAGAGAAAAGAGUGCUAAGUCCACUGAGCACCAGCGAAUCUCCUGCUGCAUGGGAAACCAGGGCAGGGACAGAGAGAAAAGUAACCUUUGCAAUUCUGAUGAAGGUAAUGAUAUCCAACAUGUUAAGAAACACCCAGAGGUUAGCAUGGCAAAGAUAAAAGCUGAGAGCCAGCAGAACCCAACCAGUGCACUUAAGAUGGUUGAUGAGAAAAGGAAGUUAAGAGCACUAGUUGCUAUCCAACAGGCUAGUCUGAAAGAGCUGCAGGUCCAAAUAACCUGCACGGAUAGCCAAAUUCAUGAGCUGGAGGAGCAACGAAAGGCCAGGCAAGCUGACCAAGAGGCCCAGCAAAAAAUAGUGGAGGAGGCAGAGCACCUGGAAUUUUGGAAGAAUGAGCUGAAGGCCGAAGAGGGAUAUGAGAAAGACUUGCAGGAACAGUUCCUGGAGAUGAAGGUGAAAGCUGUGGAGUGUAAGGCCAAGUUGGAAGAGUACAAACGCAAAAUGCAAGGUCUUGAUUCUUCAAGGGACAGGAGAACUGUUCAAGAGGAGCAAGUGAAUGUUCCAAGCCAAGAUGCCACAUCUCCUGCUACUGCAGGGUGGAAAAGGCUGAAUGAGGCCCUGAAUCAAUCAAGAUCUCUUACAGUCAGUGUGGUAAAUACUGACAGGAAGUUUGCGCCCAGAGUGGACUCCAGUCAUCCUCAUGCUGUAGUUCUUCCAAACCAGAUCAAGGAAUUGCAGCCCUCAGGGCCAAGUCAGCUUAGGGACUGGUGGACAUGCUGGUCUGAAGCUCAGAGUCCAAAUCCAGAAACACAACCAAGGGUUGUGCAUCUCUCUGAAAUAAUGAUACAUCUGGGCAGCACCAGAGUUUGAAAAGAGGUAGAGGAAAAACAGAAACUUAUCUGUAAAAACCAAACACAAUAUAGAGUUAGUGUUCAGGGAGGACUGUGAAGCAACAAACAUUAGGCACAGACAUGCAUACACAGAAUAAAAUACACACACGUACACAUGGAUUUUGUACUGUAGAUGUGUUCGUGGUGGAGUAGGGGCCUGAGGGCACACAGUGUGUUGUGAAAUCUGUGAAUGUAUUGUAAUGUUUUUUAAAUUGUAUAAACUGCCUUGGUUUUGCUGCACCCCAAGAGAAGUAUCUGCUGCCAUGGGGAUCCAUAAUAAAUACAUGAUUUGUUUGCAGUUUCACAUUUCUGUACUGACUGUUCUGUUGCUGUAAAAAUAA